AUGGUUUCUUUCUAUUUUAUUUUAAUUAAUUAUUAUAGAAAUUUAAAUUAUUUAUUUUUUAUUAGUUUGAUAAUUAUAUUUGCUUCUUUGACUAAAAGAGCUCAAAUUCCUUUUUCUUCUUGGUUGCCUUUAGCUAUAGCAGCUCCUACACCUGUUUCUUCUUUAGUUCAUUCUUCUACUUUAGUAACUGCUGGUAUUUAUUUAAUAAUUCGGUUUAAUGAAAUUUUUUUAAAUUUUUCUUUUUUAAAUUAUUUAAUAGUAAUUUCUUGUUUAACUAUAUUAAUAUCUGGUUUAAAUGCAAUUUUUGAAUUUGAUUUAAAGAAAAUUAUUGCUUUUUCUACUUUAAGUCAAAUAAGUUUUAUAUUUAUGAUUUUAUGUUUAGGUAAAAUUGAUAUAUGUUUUUUUUAUUUAUUAAUACAUGCUUUAUUUAAAUCUAUAAUAUUUUUGAGAUCUGGUAUUUUAAUUCUUAAUAUAAAUAAUAAUCAAGAUAUUCGUAAAAUAGGGGGAUUAAUUGAUUAUUUACCUUUUUGUGGUUUGAUUUUUAUAUUUACUUUAAUAUCAUUAUGUGGUUUUCCUUUUUUCUGUAGUUUUUAUUCUAAGGACUUGAUUUUUGAAUACUUUUUAAUAAUAAAUUUGAAUUUUUUUUUUUUUUUUUUUUUUUUUAUUUCUUUUUUUUUAACUUUUUUUUAUUCAAUUCGUGUAAUUUAUUAUUUAAUAAUAAUAAAUUUU
Metopolophium dirhodum (rose-grain aphid) is the source of this 729-nucleotide messenger RNA. Its product is annotated as NADH-ubiquinone oxidoreductase chain 5-like. Gene Ontology annotation, molecular function: NADH dehydrogenase (ubiquinone) activity. Gene Ontology annotation, biological process: electron transport coupled proton transport; ATP synthesis coupled electron transport. The record is from RefSeq and is a predicted model, not a curated record. Lineage: Eukaryota; Metazoa; Arthropoda; Insecta; Hemiptera; Aphididae.